AUGGAUACUAGGAGACUUCCUGCAGCAGAUUUUUGGUCAUGGGUGGAUUCGUAUGGCAGCUCCUGGAACCUGGAAAUGACUGAACUGUUUUGGGUUAUGUGUUGGGCCAUUUGGUAUGGAAGAAAUCAACUCUGCUUUUGUAGUAAUGAUAUUCCCUACGAGGUUGUUAUUUCUUUGUGCUAUAAGACACUGGCUGAGUUCAAGGAAGCUAAUGCUAAAAGCUGCGGAAAUUCAGAGAAGAGGGAUCCCGUGUGGACUAGACCAAUGGAAAACUGGAUUAAAAUGAAUUCUGAUGCAGGGAUGGCGAGAAGAGGUAAAUGGGGUAUUGGUUUUGUUGGAAGGGACUGUGCAGGUGAAGUUGUGAUUGCUGGGAAUAAGAACAUCCAGAUGAGACAAUCUGUGCUCGAGGCAGAAGCAGAGGCCUUAUUAUGGGGUUUAAAGAUAGCAACCGAGUGCUCUCUAAAGUUGGUAGAAUUUGAAUCUGAUUCAGCUCAACUAAUUUCAGCUUUAACCCAUGAUGAGGAGUAUUUAACAGAAGUUGGAGAUAUAUUAAAUGACAUCAGAGCUGCUGCAAUGAACCUUGAGGGCGUGAAAUGGAGGUUUGUCCAGCGACAGGCUAACUCUCUAGCUCACAUGAUAGCUGCAGAGGCGGAGUCAGAUGAGGGUCGAAUUUGGAUGGAAGAAAUUCAGCCACAAUGGAUGCAGACUUGGAAUGAAGAUUUAUUGAAGAGUUGUUUAGCUGAUAGUAGGUUUAUUUCUGUUUAG
Molecule: messenger RNA, 765 nt
Organism: Mercurialis annua (annual mercury)
Lineage: Eukaryota; Viridiplantae; Streptophyta; Magnoliopsida; Malpighiales; Euphorbiaceae
Exons: 1
Coding region: 1-765 (254 amino acids)
Molecular function (GO): RNA-DNA hybrid ribonuclease activity; nucleic acid binding
Source: RefSeq, a predicted model, not a curated record